This is a messenger RNA of Besnoitia besnoiti, 2385 nucleotides long. Its product is annotated as WD domain, G-beta repeat-containing protein. The transcript is spliced from 17 exons. Gene Ontology annotation, molecular function: dynein light chain binding; dynein heavy chain binding. NCBI's taxonomy places the organism in Eukaryota, Apicomplexa, Conoidasida, Eucoccidiorida, Sarcocystidae. Gene Ontology annotation, cellular component: outer dynein arm. Bases 1 to 2385 code for a protein of 794 amino acids. Gene Ontology annotation, biological process: outer dynein arm assembly; cilium movement. The record is from RefSeq and is a predicted model, not a curated record.
AUGCGGGUACCACCUUCCCCGAUAAGUUUAUCAUCGUUUCCCAAACAAAACGCACAAAUUAAUCAGCUUGCUGGUGAAACUAGAGGAAAAAACCUUCAAAAGCAGGGUUACCCAGACCGGCGCGCCGUCACUUCUCUUCCACGCUUCCCUCCCAGCUGGAGGGCACGGCUGCCAGCGCUUACUUUCCUGUGGUACCGCGAGACGAAAAACGUCUACCUCGGUAGUUUCCUUCCUAGUUUUUCGUCCCCUAUUCUGCAAGCAAGAAGGAAAAUGUGGAACAACAGUCCGCCUCCAACGCAGAAAAAAAGAAAUUCAGUUACGGGGCUGCCAGGCGCGCUUCGAAGAGGUCAUCGCGCGUCGAUUGGGCUCCAUCGAGAUGACGACUCUCAACAAGAUGAUCCCUCCAACCCCAUGGCGGUGCUGCGCGUAAAGCCGAAAGACCAACUUCAGCUGUCGCCGGAGGAGCUUCGCAAGCGCAUGCCGCCUCGGAUUCUGUAUCCGCAGAAUCCGCGGGCGCCGAAAAACCUGGCACUCUAUUCCUUCAAAGAAAAGCUUUUCAAACGAGACGAACAAAUUGAGCAGACAGUUUUCCACCUCGCAGUCGACGGCGCGCUUCUCCACGUCGAGAGCCAAGAGGCGAUCGACCAGGAGGAAGCGUGGCGCAUGCGAGAAGAAGAAGCCGCGAAGCGAAAGCGGAGCGAGAGCGUCGAGAUCAGCAUCGAGGACGAUCUCCAGCAGAACAACGAAGACGAAGGAAGAGUGCUGCGCAAUCAAUUCAACUACGGUGACCGUGCAUCCCAGACGGAAACAAAAACUAUUCGCGAAAGGGGCGCUGCCACGCGCCCGCCCCCUACAGUACCAUUCGCUGGAACAGUUAAUCAGUGGAUGAUGCACGAUGCCUACGUCGAGGAACUGAACGCUCAGAGCCGGUCCGAAGCGGAUCACAAGACCGCGUGGCGGCAGCCUGAGGAGAGAGAAGAAAAAAUAAAGAGAGUAAUUCAAACUCAGGACACGGACGUGCUGAGCUCAAUGAAGUGGGUUGCAAAGCUGACCGAGCGCGUGGUGAACCACAAUAGCGAGAUUGAGACCUACCAGAAUUUCCGAAACUUCCGGGAGCCCGCAGGCAACACCAGCGAGGCAGGCGCCUUCCUUCAGCUCUGGCAAUUCCACUUCUCAAAAGUGAAGAAGAAGGACGUCACCAGUCUCAAGUGGAACCCCCGGUAUCCGGACCUGUUUGCGGCGGGAUAUGGUAGCUACGAGUUUCAGAAGCAAGGCGUCGGCUUCGUGUGCUGCUACACCCUCAAGAACACGGGUUACCCUGAAUACUUUUGGAAAACCGAAUCCGCAGUUUGCAGCUUGGACUGGAAUCAGCACAACCCGUCGCUGCUCGCUGUGGGGUUGUAUGACGGCACUGUGCUGGUGCUGAACGUCCACGCCAAAGACAGGAAGCCGACGCACGCCAGCACCGUGAAAGUGAACAAACACACAGAUCCUGUGUGGGACGUCCGCUGGGAUCAAGACAACUCGAGCAGCACGAUGCGGUUCUACUCCGUCUCGGGGGACGGGCGAGUGACCAGUUGGUCGCUCAUGAAGAACAAACUCGAGUCUGAAGAGGUCACUUUGCUGAAGCUGGACUACAGCCAACUGACGCAGGCGAAGGACUCGGCGGACGCGACGGCGCUCAUUGGCAUCGCUGGAGGCACGUGCUUCGACUUCCAUCCUACGCAGCAGCACAUCUUCAUCGUGGGAACCACUGAGGGAAGAAUUUUCAAGUGCUCAAAAAACUACAGCGGACAGUAUCUGCAGACCUACUGGGGUCACGACAUGUCUGUCACGAGGCUCGAGUGGAAUCCGUUUCAUCCUCGAAUUUUCAUCUCCAGCUCGUCUGACUGGACUGUGAAGAUCUGGGACGAUUCGAUGAGCGCCCCGGUGCUGAGCUUCGAUUUCGAGUUGGCCGUGAACGACGCCCGAUGGGCUCCCUACAGCGCGACCAUGUUCGUUGCCGCCACAGCAGAUGGCAUGGUUCACCUGUACGACCUAGACGUCAAUCGCCGCAAACGCACCGGCUCCUUCAAGGUCUCUGGCGGGGUGUGUUUGAGCCGCGUGUGCUUCAACCCCACAAACACAAUCCUGCUUGCUGCAGAAGAGGGCGGCCGAAUCACGACUUUGAAGCUGUGCACGCAGGAAGCCCCCCUGGAUCUCGCCGACGGCAAGACUGAAGCGCAGGCGAGGAUGGAGAAAAUGAACAACGUCCUAACCGUCGUGUCUGACCUUUUUCAACCGCCGAGCCCGACCGGUCAGCAGCUCCCGCAUGCCCUCCGGCGCGUCUGCGACGAACACAGCUGCCCGCUUCCCCCCUCUUCAGCCUCUUUUUCAACGCCUUGA